UGCUGGGCUCAGUCCAAACCCCAACCCAGAAUCCGUACCAGCCUCGUGGUGGUAGCUCAAGGUUACUUGCUGCAUCCGAUCUGCUCCUCCUUUCUGGAUUCUUCUGGGAUGGUCAUGCUAAACCUUAGUGUCAACUCUGGUUGCCCACAGAUUGGCAGCAGGUGCCCUUACUCGGGGUUCUUAAAACUCACUCAAUCCACCAUUACUAUUCUCCUGAACGCCUGCCUGCGCUCUUGCCCAGAAGCAAAUGUGGCAUUCUAUCUGGAACAGGAGACAGAAACAGAACCCAGACGCACCAGAGGGUCCGUGAGCAGAACAAGCAUGUUCCCUGUGACAACUAGAGCACCGCCUCUACCCAGCUGGUCCUGUGUACAAGAAUCUGCACGCUUCCUUCGUGGCUUCCUUCCUUCCUCUCAGUUCCUCCCUCACCAUCUUACCUGGGGGCAGGUAAUAAAGCAGGAGGAGGGAGAUGGAUGGACUGGGAGGGCGGGGAGCCACGUGGUGUCAUAAAGCCCGGCUAGAGAGGGCCUGUCCAGAGAGUGUCCAGCCAGCGAGCGCCAACAGUCAGAGUGGACCAGCAGCCCUUUGGACCCGAAGCAGAAGCUGCAGGGCCAGGGCAUAGGCCAUGCUCCGAGGCACGCCAGGACUAGGCCUCAGGGAACUGAAGCGGAGUGAGGGUUCUGUGGAGGACUUGGGUCGCUCUUGCCCCAAGGCUGGCAGGAAUUUUGGAGCGCUGAAUCGCAGCCUGGAUGAGGCAGAGGAGGCGGCAGGCAGAAGGCGCGAGCGGCCCGCCCGGUCCAAGGCGCGGCGCAUGGCGGCCAACGUGCGGGAGCGUAAUCGCAUCCUGGAUUACAACGAGGCGUUCAACGCACUGCGCCGGGCGCUGCAGCACGACCUGGGUGGCAAGCGGCUCUCCAAGAUCGCCACGCUGCGCAGGGCCAUACACCGCAUCACUGCGCUCUCCCUGGUGCUGCGUGCCAGCCCGGCGCCCCGCUGGCCCUGCAGCCACCUGGAGUGUCAAGGCCAAGCUGCUCAAGGCGCAGGCGCAGGGGACUCCGGCUUCAGUACUCCUCGGUCCGCGCCGCCGCCCCCAGCGCCUGGUCUCGUGCGCCGGGAUGCCACCAACUCCUUAGUGCCGCCUGCACCGCGCUGCGCUUCGUGCUCCCCGCACGCGCACUUGGGGCGGCCCAGGGUGGUGGCUGAAGGGCCCGGUUUGGCCCAGGCUUCCGGGGGAAGCUGGCGCCGAUGUCCCGGGACUCCCCCUGUUGGAUCGAUUCCGUGGCGGUGGGGCUCCGGGAUGGGCUAUCAGCACUCCUGACUCGCCUACCCCCCCCCCCGAGGGAAACCAAUUUAGCUGGCAGAAUGACGACUGCAAAAGUCUUCCCGGACAGAGCAAAACUAGAUGGGGUGCGACUUGGGUGGCUGCCUUACCAGUGGGAAGGAACUCUGGGGGCCAGGGCAGCCUUCCCACACCCUAGCCUGGGGUGCUGAAGGAGUGAGAUCUUAGGUUUGGACUUGGCCAACCUUUUCUUCCUGGAAAGUGGCCUCUGCUUUUCUGUGCCUCUGAACCCUCUUUGCUCUUGCUGCAUUUGGACAGUGGGACUCGUGGGAUUUUGUGGUGGACAGCUGCUCUGAUCUGAGGGCACAUGCUGUGGCCCUCUUACCAUGUCUGGGCUGCUGUUAAUCUGAGAGGCCGGAAAAACGACCAAAUAAAAAGGAAAGUGUCUUGUCCAUCCACCACCAGGGCUCCACUGAGUUCAGUUACCUAGUGUGAUAGGAAAGCCUGGGAACCUGAGGGUUACUUUGGAAGGGUGGGUAGGGACUGCAGCCCCCAGUAGGCACCCAUGCACUGGUGGCUUGGCGCAAUGAGAUCGGGACCCCGGUAAAGAGCCAUUAGAGAAAUUCCUCCCUGUGCUAGAGGAAGUUAACGGGGCAUCAGAUGCUAAGGUCAUUGUCAGCCUUACCUGUGAGUCUCCCUGCCGGACUGCUGUCUGCAGUGAACCUCAGUCUAGGCUGCCUUGAGAAGAGAGCCUGCGCAGGGAGGGGGAAGUUGAGGGCAAGGUCAAGGGGUCCGGUCAGGGACCAGAGCGAUAGGCCAAUAGAGAGAGAUAGACUAGGAAUCCAGGAAGGAUUUUGAGGAGUGUGUUGGGGAAGAGUGGUGGUCUUAGGCCAAAGCCAAGGGAGACACGGGGACACCUUUCCCUGAGAAUUAUGGAUAGCUGGCCAGCUGUCUAUAGGAUGGGCUCCUGCGCGGGGUGCUAAUUGCGGCAGGCACUCUUUGCUGGGCUGUUGCCACCUCUGAAUGGAGGUUGGACAGAUGCCAAGGGCAUGAAUGGACUCGGAGAUUGAGGGUUUCUGAGCACAGUCGAGACGAAAUUCAAGGUCACAACUGAAGCCCUCUGCUUUCUGUGACGGUCUUGUCUCCAGCCAUAGUCUUAAGGCUCCUGUUUCCACAGCCAAGGUUGUGAAACAGUCCACGUGAAGGCUUCUGCUCUGGGCCUAGAUAGGAACGAAGCGUGAGA
This is a messenger RNA of Alexandromys fortis (reed vole), 2522 nucleotides long. It is a transcript of the gene Bhlha9, whose product is annotated as basic helix-loop-helix family member a9. Bases 626 to 1318 code for a protein of 230 amino acids. The transcript has a single exon. Lineage: Eukaryota; Metazoa; Chordata; Mammalia; Rodentia; Cricetidae. The record is from RefSeq and is a predicted model, not a curated record. Gene Ontology annotation, biological process: developmental process; regulation of transcription by RNA polymerase II. Gene Ontology annotation, molecular function: RNA polymerase II transcription regulatory region sequence-specific DNA binding; DNA-binding transcription factor activity, RNA polymerase II-specific; protein dimerization activity.